AUGGGGAGUAAUCAGAUCGAAAGCUACAACUCUAAGAUGACAGCUUAUGUCUUCGCCUGUUGGAUUCUUGCUGCCUUUGGUGGCCUCAUGUUUGGUUAUGACAUUGGAAUUUCAGGCGGUGUGACGUCCAUGGACGAUUUCUUGAUAAAGUUCUUCCCGAACGUGCACGAGCGCAAAAUGCACGCGUACGAAGACAACUACUGUAAAUACGACGAUCACAUGCUGCAGCUGUUCACUUCAUCUCUGAAGCUGUUCAAGAGAUCGGCCAUACCGGCUUUGAUUGUGUCCAAUGCCAUUCAGAUGUUCCAGCAGUUCACGGGGAUUAAUGCCAUCAUGUUUUACGCGCCUGUUCUGUUCCAGACGUUGGGGUUCGGGGCAGACGCUUCGUUGCUGUCGUCUGUUAUCACGGGUUUGGUUAAUGUCUUCUCGACUUUUGUGUCGGUUUUCGCUGUGGAUAAGGUUGGGAGGAGAAAGUUGCUUCUCCAGGCUUGUGUCCAGAUGUUCAUUUCCCAGGUUGCGAUUGGUGGGAUCCUUCUAGUCCACCUGAAGCCGACUGGGUCACUAGACAAAUUCUUGGCGGGCGUGGUGGUGGUCCUCGUUUGCACGUACGUGAUGUCGUUUGCGUGGUCGUGGGGUCCAAUGGGAUGGCUCAUCCCGAGCGAGAUCUACCCAAUCGAGACCCGCACGGCAGGGUUUGCGGUGGCCGUGAGCUCCAACAUGAUCUUCACAUUCAUAAUCGCGCAGGCAUUCCUGUCGAUGUUGUGCCACAUGAAGGCCUACAUCUUCUUCUUCUUUGCGGCGUGGAUUGUGGUCAUGGGCCUGUUUGUGCUGUUCUUACUGCCCGAGACAAAAGGCGUCCCGAUCGAGCUCGUUGAGGAGAGGCUCUGGAAAAAGCACCCCGUCUGGAAGAGGUUCUUCAGGGACGAGGCAAAAGGGGAAGGCAGAGCAUGA
This is a messenger RNA of Striga hermonthica, 951 nucleotides long. The record is from the annotation of a GenBank genome assembly. Lineage: Eukaryota; Viridiplantae; Streptophyta; Magnoliopsida; Lamiales; Orobanchaceae.